GGAGACAUUUUUGUUGUUUCAUUUUGAAAGCAUCAGCCACAUUGUCAACAUCUUGGAGAGGAUGGCAAUGGAAAUCUAACGACAGAAGCCAUGAUAGCUUUCAUGAACAUCGCCUUUCUAGUUGCCCUGUUCCUGCUCAAUUCAGAUCGCAUUCAGAAAGCCAUUGAGAUAUGCAGCGAAUGUUUGAUUUUGCUAAAUAACACCGAUCAAAACAGCAAAGACCAAUUUAAAACACUACUGCUACAAUUUUACAGCGCCUUCAAUUUACUUCUUUUCAAGGCUUAUCGUCGUAUCUCUGACUACAUAAGUGCGGAAAGAUACGGCAGGAAACUGCUUGUCUUAUACAGCGAGUCUGGUGACUUAGAAAGAGAAGGAGAUAUAAGCUUAGCUCUUGCAGAGAUUGUUGAGAGUCAAAACAGGUUUACAGAUGCCAGACAACUUUACGUAAAAGCAGUUAAUAUCAAGAGAUUAACUGCAACCGAAAUUGGCGACAAAGAAGGAGAAGCAUCCUGUUGCGAAAACCUAGGAACGUUGCUUCAGUUACUCGGGGAAUGCGACAAGGCUAAACAGUAUUUCAAAAAAGCGCUUCUCAUCAGAACUGAAAUUGGCGACAGAAAAGGAGAGGCAACUGACUAUGGAAACCUAGGAACUGUGUUUCACUCUCUCGGGCAAUACGAAAAGGCUAUAGAGUAUCUCCGAAAAGCGCUUGUCAUCAAAUCUGAAAUUGGCGACAGAAAAGGAGAGGCAACAUGCUAUGGAAACCUGGGAACUGUGUUUCACUCGCUCGGGCAAUGCGACAAGGCUAUAGAGUAUCUCCAAAAAGCGCUCGUCAUCAGAACUGAAAUUGGCGACAGAAGAGGAGAAGCAUCAUGUUAUGGAAACUUAGGAACUGUGUUUCAGUCGCUCGGGCAAUACGACAAGGCUAAAGAGUAUCUCCAAAAAGCGCUUGUCAUCAGAACUAAAAUUGGCGACAGGGAAGGAGAGGCAACUGACUACGGAAACCUAGGAACUGUGUUUCAUUCUCUCGGGCAAUAUGACAAGGCCAAAGAGUAUCUCCAAAAAGCGCUUGUCAUCACAACUGAAAUUGGCGACAGAAGAGGAGAAGCAUCAUGUUAUGGAAACCUAGGAACUGUGUUUCAGUCGCUCGGGCAAUAUGACUUGGCUAAGGAGUAUCUCCAAGAAGCCCUCGCCAUCAGAACUGAAAUUGGCGACAUAAGAGGAAAAGCAUCAUGUUAUGGAAACCUAGGAACUGUGUUUCAGUCGCUCGGGCAAUACGACAAGGCUAAGGAGUAUCUCCAAGAAGCCCUCGCCAUCAGAACUGAAAUUGGCGACAGAAGAGGAGAAGCAUCAUGUUAUGGAAACUUAGGAACUGUGUUUCAGUCGCUCGGGCAAUACGACAAGGCUAAGGAGUAUCUCCAAGAAGCCCUCGCCAUCAGAACUGAAAUUGGCGACAGAAGAGGAAAAGCAUCAUGUUAUGGAAACCUAGGAACUGUGUUUCAGUCGCUCGGGCAAUACGACAAGGCUAAAGAGUAUCUCCAAAAAGCGCUUGUCAUCACAACUGAAAUUGGCGACAGAAGAGGAGAAGCAUCAUGUUAUGGAAACCUAGGAACUGUAUUUCAGUCGCUCGGGCAAUAUGACAUGGCUAACGAGUAUCUCCAAAAAGCGCUCGUCACCAGAGCUAAAAUUGGCGACAGGGAAGGAGAAGCAACUGACUACGGAAAUCUUGGUACUGUGUUUCAGUCGCUCGGGCAAUACGACAAGGCUAAAGAGUAUCUUCAAGAAGCCCUCGCCAUCAGAACUGAAAUUGGCGACAGAGAAGGAGAGGCAACUGACUACGGAAACCUAGGAACUGUGUUUCAGUCGCUCGGGCAAUACGACAAGGCUAAAGAGUAUCUCCAAAAAGCGCUUGUCAUCACAACUGAAAUUGGCGACAGAAGAGGAAAAGCAUCAUGUUAUGGAAACCUAGGAACUGUAUUUCAGUCGCUCGGGCAAUACGACAAGGCUAAAGAGUAUCUCCAAAAAGCCCUCGCCAUCAGAACUGAAAUUGGCGACAGAAGAGGAGAAGCAUCAUGUUAUGGAAACCUAGGAACUGUGUUUCAGUCGCUCAGGCAAUACGACAAGGCUAAAGAGUAUCUCCAAAAAGCGCUUGUCAUCACAACUGAAAUUGGCGACAGAAGAGGAGAAGCAUCAUGUAAUGGAAACCUAGGAACUGUGUUUCAGUCGCUCGGGCAAUACGACAUGGCUAACGAGUAUCUCCAAAAAGCGCUUGUCAUCAGAACUAAAAUUGGCGACAGAGAAGGAGAGGCAACUGACUACGGAAAUCUUGGUGCUGUGUUUCAGUCGCUCGGGCAAUACGACAAGGCUAAGGAGUAUCUCCAAGAAGCCCUCGCCAUCAGAACUGAAAUUGGCGACAUAAGAGGAAAAGCAUCAUGUUAUGGAAACCUAGGAACUGUGUUUCAGUCGCUCGGGCAAUACGACAAGGCUAAAGAGUAUCUCCAAAAAGCGCUUGUCAUCACAACUGAAAUUGGCGACAGAAGAGGAGAAGCAUCAUGUUAUGGAAACCUAGGAACUGUGUUUCAGUCGCUCGGGCAAUACGACAAGGCUAAAGAGCAUCUCCACAAAGCGCUCAAAGCUUUAUCCAUAUCUAGAGAUAUUGGAGACAGAAGAAAAGAGUUCCAAAUCCUUCAAGAGCACGCUAUUUUGUAUUUAUUUCAAAAUAAACUCAAAGACUCCCUUUUGUGUCUUCACCUGUGCAUUGAAAAGUAUGAGGAGCUGAGAUCUUUCUUGGGCGCCAAUGAUCAGUUCAGAACAUCAUUUCUGGAGGACUCAGGAACAUUUACCCACAAGCUGCUUUCUAAGUUGCUUUGUGCCACCGGAAAUUCUCGGGAUGCUCUUUACGUUGAGGAGUUGGUUCGAGCCAGAGGCCUAUCAUACUUGAUGACAGAGAAGUACUCGGUUGAAACGCACAUCUCUGCUAAUCCACAAUCUUGGUUUGGCAUUGAAGACAUCUCUAGAAAGGAAGACAACUGUACUUGUCUGUACAUUUCUUAUUUUCAAAAUGAUUUGCAUUUGUGGAUCUUGAAAACAAGUGGAGUCCUUCACUUUAAAAGAAUAUCUGUGGAAGAGAAUCUAGUUCAGGCUGGGUUGCCCAAAGAUUUGCCUUUAAGUAAAUUUUUGGCAGAUUGUUUGCAACCUCUCUCCCUCGGGCAAAAGAGCUCAGCAAGAUUGCGACUCGUGGAGGAACACGAGGACAAGAACGAAGGAGUCAUUUCAAGUCUAUCUUUGUGUUACAAAAUGUUUAUUGCCCCCGUUUAUGAUUUGCUUGAGGAGCCUGAAGUCAUAAUCGUCCCUGACCGCUGUUUGUACCAAGUUCCGUUUGCUGCUCUCCGUGAAAAGGAGGGGGCCGAAUACCUGUCGGAGACUCAUAGGAUCCGUGUCAUUCCUUCUUUGACAACACUCAAGAUCAUUCAAGAUAGUCCAGAGGAUUAUCACAGCAACACUGGUGCCUUGAUUAUAGGCAAUCCCAAGGUUGAUGGGCUGCAACCAUUGCCAGGUGCAAGAAAGGAAGCGGAGAUGAUCGGACGACUGGUGGGUGUUCCGCCUCUACUAGAAGAGGAAGCAACAAAGCAGGCGGUACUUGAGCGGAUAAGUUCAGUGAGCCUGAUACAUUUUGCUGCCCAUUGUAACGCCGAGAGGGGAGAAAUUGCCCUCUCUCCCAUUCCUGCUCCUAACGGUCGAAACGCUAUCCUACCACAGGAAGCUUACAUGUUGACGAUGGCUGAUGUCUCACGAGUAAAAAUCAGAGCUAAACUGGUGGUGCUUAGCUGCUCUCACAGUGGAAGUGGACAGAUGAGAGCCGAGGAAGUUAUAGGAAUUGCCCGCGCGUUCUUAGGAUCCGGUGCUCGCUCUGUGUUGGUUGCGCUAUGGACCAUUUCAGACUCAGCAACAGAGCAGCUGAUGAGUCGGUUCUACAAACACCUUGUUGAAGGAGAAAGUGCCGGUGAAUCCCUUCAUCAGGCCAUGAAGUGGAUGAGAAAAAACGGCUUUACCAAAGUGUCUGAGUGGGCUUCGUUUACGCUGAUUGGAGAUGAUGUGAGGCUCGAGUUUGGCAAGCAGAGGAAAGAAGAUGAGAAUAGCUCGAAGGAAACAGACCUUAGAGACUUUUCGACGGAUAACCAAAUAUAAUAAGUAGAGAAAAUACUCUAUCCGUUAUUUUAUUGUGUAAUUAAGGAAAGGGCAACCUCAAAUUAAGGACAUUAAUUUCAAUUUUUUACAUUCUCUUUUCCGAUCUUCUCAGAAGGAGGUAUUGGUUACGUAUCCGAGAAUAUUUUUUCUGCACAAAAAUUGUCUUAUCCGGCCGAUAUAAUUAGCACGAAACAUUAUUGACUUAGGGCUCUUAAGUAAAGUGAAAUCAGCAAAGUUAAAACAGUAGUUUAAGCAUCAAAAACGAACCAGUUAAGUCUUACAGGGUUUUCUUACAAAGCCUUUUGUUAUAGGUUUCGUUAACAGAAUCCUAAAUUUUUUUAUUUAAAAUCUUUACGAAAAGCUUUUCUUUUGGUCAGUUCCAGUACUACUUCUGAGUGCUUAAAAGAUUGGAAAAAAAUUCAUGGAUUUCCAAAUAGAACCAUGGAAAAAGCUUUCAAGGUCAAGAACUUAAUCAGUAUCAAGUGGAAAAAUGACGGCAGCAAUAUUUUGAAACUGGUUCAACAAGUCACUUAGGCAUUGUAAUGUUUGAGUUAAAGUAUGUUUGCAUAGUGAUUUAAUUGUUUUUAAGUCAGGUCAUUGUCAAAAUGUUGUUUAGGGAAUCAAAAUAUUCUUGUUUUUUAGCACACUUUAUACAAUUUUUGGCAAAGUU
Messenger RNA from Pocillopora verrucosa, 4855 nucleotides. NCBI's taxonomy places the organism in Eukaryota, Metazoa, Cnidaria, Anthozoa, Scleractinia, Pocilloporidae. The record is from RefSeq and is a predicted model, not a curated record.